AUGUUUCACCUCCUCCUCCUCCUCCUGACCAUCCCCCUUGCCCUCCCCGUGCUAGCCAGCCUCAAAGACCUCUCAAACUGCGACCCCCUCAAGAAAGACGCCCACUGCCCCCCCGAUCUCGCCUUCGCCACAGAAACCUCCUUCGACUUCACGCGCACCUCCUGGGACGACGACCACUUCACCUCCUUCUGGACCGCCGACUCCUCCACCGCCCACGACAAGCGCCAGCUCGCCCUCAACAACACCGACGGCAAGGGCGCCGCCUUCACCAUCUGGCAGGACGGCCAGGCGCCCACCCUGACGAGCACCAAGUACCUCCUCUUCGGCAAAGUCAGCGUCCAGGUCCAGGCCGCCAAGGGGCCCGGCCUCAUCACCGCCAUUGUCCUCAAGUCGGACUCUGGAGACGAGAUUGACUGGCGCAACCUCUGCCUGGUCUACGGCUCGAACUCGACGUACCCGCAGACCCCGGUGAAACUGCGGCCCUAUUGCAUCAGCCGUCUCAGCUCUAGUGGCCCCACUACUACGGUCCAGAACGCCUGCUGCGGCAAUAAGGAUCAUCAUCCCUACGCCGCGUACUUUCUCUCGCUCCAGCUCCAGGACUACGCCGGCGGGUGCAACGAGACCGACGACGGCAGCGGCGGCGGCGGCAUCGAGUACCUGUACGACGAGCGGACGACCGGCUGGCAGGACAUUGACGUCAAGGGAUGCGCCAAGAGGGCCGCCCCGGGAGAAUACCCUCCCCUUCCGCCUCCUCCUUCGGGAACUUCUCAGCCCACGCAGAGCGAGCCAUCGGCGGCGUCUCCUACCACCACCACCACCACUACCGCCACUGACGGGAGCGGAGGCCAACCGACGGAGACGGGCGAUCAGAGUCCGGAUCCCUCCGAGACCGGCGCCGGCGACGACAGCGGCAAUGCGGCUCUGCCGAGCGGGAGACCAUCUUCGCCGCUGGCCGCUGUGAUGUUCCUUCUUUGGCUUCUCGCUGUUUGA
Trichoderma citrinoviride is the source of this 990-nucleotide messenger RNA. Its product is annotated as glycoside hydrolase family 16 protein. The coding region runs from base 1 to 990 and encodes 329 amino acids. Lineage: Eukaryota; Fungi; Ascomycota; Sordariomycetes; Hypocreales; Hypocreaceae. The transcript has 4 exons. Gene Ontology annotation, molecular function: hydrolase activity, hydrolyzing O-glycosyl compounds. The record is from RefSeq and is a predicted model, not a curated record. Gene Ontology annotation, biological process: carbohydrate metabolic process.